Messenger RNA from Drosophila novamexicana, 695 nucleotides. RefSeq lists its product as uncharacterized. Bases 15 to 608 code for a protein of 197 amino acids. Gene Ontology annotation, cellular component: mitochondrial inner membrane. The transcript is spliced from 2 exons. NCBI's taxonomy places the organism in Eukaryota, Metazoa, Arthropoda, Insecta, Diptera, Drosophilidae. The record is from RefSeq and is a predicted model, not a curated record. Gene Ontology annotation, biological process: mitochondrial respiratory chain complex I assembly; mitochondrial respiratory chain complex IV assembly.
AUGCCAUUGCCAAAAUGCCCUCAAUGAAGCUGCGGCUGCCAUCGAAUCGGACGCUGGGCAACAUUUGUGUAUAUGGCGCCAUUGUGUCCAUUUCGGCUGUGAUGUUCAUGCGCUGGAAGCUGGAAGACCGCGUACGAUCGACAGAUUACUACAAAUUGGCCCUUCAGACACUGCGACAGCACAAGGGGGCUGUUGGAUUGCUGGGUGAACCUAUUAAAGAUUCGGGUUUUGACUUGUCCAAUGUGAAUAACACGUGUGACGCGGACAAGGCCCAAUUCGAAAUUUCAGUACGUGGCCCAAAGGAUAAAGGCACCGUUUUCUUCUGGGCGACAAACAAUCGGGAAAAGGGCUGGCUCAUAGAUCGAUUGGAGCUGGAGGCUAAACUGCAUCCCAACAAGAGAUUUUUGCUCAAGAAACCGGAUGAAUAUACCAAGCUCGAGAGUCAAAACCAGGAGAUGCCAGAGGAUCAAUGUCAACAGAAGCCAACCGAAUUACCUGCCGGCGAGCCCCAUUACGAACGGCAAACGUAUCCUCAACCACAGCCCCUCCAUCAAACGGAGGAGCCAACGCCGUAUGUCCAGACCGCAGAUGGAGGCCGCAUGCGAUAAACAACGCUUGGCAUUUAUUUAAAUUUGUCUAUUCAAGCAUUCUUAAACUUGUAAUAAUACAAUUUUAGUAUACAAAUAUUAAAAAAA